GAGCAACGGCAGCUCUGCUCCACACUCACCACCAGAUGAAGCUCUCAGGGCACUCAGGAUUGCUCUUGCCCUGACACACAGCUUGACCAUGUCGAUGCACUGUCACUUCGAGAGCAUGCAGAACCUGAGGCACAUACAGAGGCACGUGAAGCUGCUGAACCUGCGCCUGCAGCUGCUCCGUGAGAGGCUGUGUGCAGCCCGCCUGCACAGGUGCACCCUUUCCUGCUGCUGCCUGCCCCAGCCCUGCCUCCGGAGAAGGUGCAUCUCAAGAUAUGAGAGAAUGAAAAGACUUGGCAGGAUGUUGAACUCAUGCUCUGGUCAAAAUUUGGCUUUGAUCGAUGUGAAGGGGUUUGACCCCAGGGACAUCACGGUAACGGUGAAGGACGGGAAGGUGACCGUGUCAGGGGAGCGCAAGGUGGAGUGCAACACCGGCUUGACAAAGACAUGUAACUACAAAAAGUUCAUUAAGGAAUUCAGCCUGCCGCCAGGGGUGGAUGACAAGGAGGUGACCUACUCAGUGGAAUCCAAGUGCCCCAGAGAGAUUGAAAAACCACCCAAGUGCUGCCCUUUUCUCUGCAACUACUGAGCUGCAGCAGGAAGCCAAACCAGGCACAGCCAUUCCCCUGCCUCACUCCUUCUCUCCAUCACAUUUAGAUCUGUCCCAGUAACUGUGUGUCAGCAGCUUCUCUUACCUCUUCCAUUAAAGAAAACAGCAUUCUGA
Molecule: messenger RNA, 721 nt
Organism: Vidua macroura (Pin-tailed whydah)
Lineage: Eukaryota; Metazoa; Chordata; Aves; Passeriformes; Viduidae
Gene: ODF1
Product: outer dense fiber of sperm tails 1
Exons: 2
Coding region: 89-586 (165 amino acids)
Cellular component (GO): outer dense fiber
Source: RefSeq, a predicted model, not a curated record